Staurois parvus is the source of this 345-nucleotide messenger RNA. Lineage: Eukaryota; Metazoa; Chordata; Amphibia; Anura; Ranidae. The record is from the annotation of a GenBank genome assembly.
GGCACAUCGGGCUGGACUCCGGGCAGAGGCACAUCGGAUUACCAGGCGAAGCAGCAGGCAGCGGGCCACCAGGCGGAGCAGCAGGCACCGGGCCACCAGGCGGAGCAGCAGGCACCGGGCCACCAGGUGGAGCAGCAGGCAGCGGGCCACCGGGCGGAGCAGCAGGCACCGGGCCACCGGGCGGAGCAGCAGGCACCGGGCCCCCAGGCAGGGCGACAGGCAUCGGGCCCCCAGGCGGGGGCGACAGGCCCCCAGGCGGGGCGACAGGCAUCGGGCCCCCUGGCGGAGCGGCGGGCGCCGGACCCCCAGGCGGAGCGGCGGGCGCAGGACCCCCAGGCGGAGCGA